Ornithorhynchus anatinus (platypus) is the source of this 6540-nucleotide messenger RNA. It is a transcript of the gene RICTOR, whose product is annotated as RPTOR independent companion of MTOR complex 2. Lineage: Eukaryota; Metazoa; Chordata; Mammalia; Monotremata; Ornithorhynchidae. Gene Ontology annotation, molecular function: protein serine/threonine kinase activator activity. The transcript has 38 exons. Gene Ontology annotation, cellular component: TORC2 complex. Gene Ontology annotation, biological process: TORC2 signaling; positive regulation of phosphatidylinositol 3-kinase/protein kinase B signal transduction. The record is from RefSeq and is a predicted model, not a curated record. Bases 357 to 5396 code for a protein of 1679 amino acids.
GCGUAAUUAGGGACGUGUGAAUAUCUAAUCUGUUCUGACCCCUCUUCUCCCUUUGUCUAAGAUUUCUGGUUUAAAAAUGGGUGGAGCAACCUUCGAUUUCUCCAAAGUUCCUCCACCGCGCAUCCGUAAAGUCCAGCUUUCACCAAAUGCCAUGUGGAUCGAAAUGGCAAUCCUGCGAGUUGAACCCAAGGCUCGCCGAAGAACUUAUCUAAUGGAGGACUCUUCUGAGGUGCCAGUAAAAUGUAGUCUUUAGGAUCACAGCUUCCUGACGUUUGGAGGGACUCGGGGCCCAAGAGCCCUAUGAUAACUUGAGGGAGAUUCUUCAAAAUGUGGCCAAGUUGCAAGGAGUAUCAAAUAUGAGAAAGCUGGGCCACCUGAAUAAUUUUACUAAGCUUCUGUGUAACAUUGGUCACAGUGAAGAAAAACUAGGUUUCAACUAUGAAGAUAUCAUAAUAUGUCUGCGGUUGGCUUUAUUGAAUGAAGCGAAAGAAGUGCGAGCAGCCGGGCUGCGAGCCCUUCGCUAUCUCAUCAGAGACUCCAGUAUUCUGCAGAAGGUGCUAAAAUUAAAAGUGGAUUAUUUGAUAGCCAGGUGCAUCGAUAUACAGCAGAGCAAUGAGGUAGAGCGGACGCAGGCACUUCGAUUAGUCAGAAAGAUGAUUACUGUGAAUGCUUCCCUAUUUCCUAGCUCUGUAACUAAUUCUUUGAUAGCAGUCGGAAAUGACGGUCUUCAAGAAAGAGACAGGAUGGUCCGAGCCUGCAUUGCUAUUAUCUGUGAAUUAGCACUUCAGAAUCCAGAAGUGGUGGCUCUUCGAGGUGGGCUUAGUACCAUCUUGAAAAACGUAAUUGAUUGCCAGUUGAGUCGAAUAAAUGAGGCCCUUAUCACCACAGUUUUACACCUCCUUAAUCACCCAAAGACCAGGCAAUAUGUGCGAGCGGAUGUAGAAUUAGAGCGAAUUUUAGCACCGUAUACAGAUUUUCACUACAGACAUAAUCCAGAUACGGCGGAGGGGCAGCUAAAAGAAGACAGAGAAGCACGAUUCCUAGCUAGUAAAAUGGGAAUAGUGGCAACCUUCCGUUCAUGGGCCGGUAUUAUUAGUUUAUGUAAGCCUGGGAACUCUGGGAUCCAGUCUUUAAUUGGGGUACUUUGCAUACCAAAUAUGGAAAUUCGGCGAGGUCUACUUGAGGUUCUUUAUGAUAUAUUUCGUCUCCCUCUCCCUGUCGUGACGGAAGAAUUCAUAGAAGCGCUACUCAGCGUUGAUCCAAGUCGAUUUCAAGACUGUUGGCGGCUCUCAGAUGGCUUUGUUGCAGCUGAAGCUAAAACAAUUCUUCCCCAUCGAGCCAGAUCCAGACCGGACCUCAUGGAUAAUUAUUUGGCUCUAGUACUAUCAGCUUUCAUUACUAAUGGACUUUUAGAAGGUUUGGUGGAAGUAAUAACAAGUAGUGAUGACCAUGUCUCUGUCAGGGCUACAAUCCUACUGGGGGAGCUUUUACAUAUGGCAAACACAAUCCUUCCUCACUCACACAGCCAUCAUUUGCACUGCUUACCAACAUUAAUGAAUAUGGCAGCGUCUUUUGAUAUCCCAAAAGAGAAGAGACUACGCGCCAGUGCAGCACUGAACUGCUUAAAACGCUUCCAUGAGAUGAAGAAACGAGGACCUAAGCCUUUCAGUCUUCACUUAGAUCACAUUGUUCAGAAAGCAAUCGCCACACACCAAAAAAGGGAUCAGUACCUCCGAGUACAGAAAGAUAUUUUUAUCUUAAAGGAUACAGAGGAAGCUCUUGUGAUGAACCUUCGAGACAGCCAAGUCCUUCAACAUAAAGAGAAUCUUGAUUGGAAUUGGAAUCUCAUAGGGACCAUCCUUAAGUGGCCAAAUAUAAAUCUAAGAAACUAUAAGGAUGAGCAGUUGCACAGGUUUGUUCGGCGCCUGCUUUAUUUCUACAAGCCUAGCAGCAAAUUAUAUGCCAACCUGGAUCUAGAUUUUACAAAGUCCAAACAGCUCACGGUUGUCGGUUGCCAGUUUACAGAAUUUCUUCUUGAAUCUGAAGAGGAUGGGCAAGGAUACUUGGAAGACCUAGUAAAAGAUAUCGUUCAGUGGUUAAAUGCCUCCUCUGGAAUGAAACCCGAGCGUAGCCUUCAAAACAAUGGUUUACUGAGUACCCUUAGUCAGCACUACUUUCUGUUUAUUGGAACCCUCUCCUGUCAUCCUCAUGGAGUCAAAACGCUAGAAAAAUGCAAUGUUUUUCAGUGUCUUCUUAAUUUGUGUUCUUUGAAGAACCAAGAUCACUUGCUGAAACUGACAGUCUCUAGUUUGGACUACAGCAGAGAUGGCUUGGCCAGAGUCAUCCUUUCCAAAAUCCUGACCGCAGCUACUGACGUCUGCAGGCUAUAUGCCACGAAACACUUACGGGUGUUAUUGAGGGCCAAUGUGGAGUUCUUCAGUAACUGGGGCAUUGAGUUAUUGGUGACCCAGCUUCACGAUAAAAAUAAAACAAUCUCCUCAGAAGCGCUUGAUAUCCUAGAUGAGGCAUGUGAAGACAAGGCCAACCUUCAUGCUCUUAUUCAAAUGAAGCCAGCUCUUUCACAUCUUGGAGACAAAGGUCUUCUUCUGCUUCUCAGAUUUCUAUCCAUUCCGAAAGGCUUUUCCUAUUUAAAUGAAAGAGGAUAUGUAACAAAGCAAAUGGAAAAAUGGCAAAAGGAGUACAACUCAAAAUACGUUGAACUGAUCGAAGAGCAACUAAAUGAAGCACUUACAACCUAUCGCAAGCCCGUCGAUGGUGACAAUUACGUUCGUCGGAGUAAUCAAAGGUUACAGCGACCACAUGUCUACCUGCCUGUCCAUCUGUAUGGUCAACUGGUACACCACAAAACAGGCUGCCAUUUGUUGGAGGUCCAGAGUAUCGUCCCAGACCUCAGUUACACUGUUCGUUCCCCUAUGUUGGACAAGUGGGAAGGAAUUAAACAGCUGAAAGCAGCCCUUUGGGCCUUGGGAAAUAUUGGAUCAUCAAAUUGGGGUCUGAACCUGCUUCAAGAGGAGAAUGUAAUUCCUGAUAUAAUGGCACUAGCGCAGCAUUGUGAGGUUCUGUCGAUCAGAGGAACCUGUGUCUAUGUGCUUGGCCUGAUAGCCAAAACUAAGCAAGGCUGUGAUACCUUAAAAUAUCACAACUGGGAUGCUGUGCGACACAGUCGCAAACAACCGUGGCCAGUGGUCCCAGAUGAUGUGGAACAUCUCUGCAAUGAACUCUCGUCUAUUCCAAGCACUCUGAGUUUGAACUCUGAGUCCACCAGCUCUAGACAUAACAGUGAAAGUGAAUCUGCACCAUCAAGUAUGUUCAUCAUGGAGGACGACCGAUUUGGCAGCAGCUCCACUAGCACCUUCUUCCUCGAUAUCAGCGAGGACGCCGAGCAAACGUUUUACGACCGACCGGGCCCGAUAAAGGAUAAGAAUCCGUUCUUCUUUGCCCCCAGCAGACUAGUGAAGAAUCGGAUCUUAAAUUCCCUGACCUUGCCCAAUAAAAAACACCGCAGCAGCAGCGAUCCGAAAGGAGGCAAGCAUUCAUCCGAGAGUAAAUCGAGCGCGAGGCGAAACCGAACGGUCACGGAGCCGUCCAGUGGUACGGACUUCAAUCAUAGCGACGAGUUCAUCCCCAUAUCCAGAGUCCAGAAAAAACUAGGCUUAGAAACUUCUUUCGUGGGCAGCAGACAUACGGAGGACACCGGCAGCACCCCGAGUAUCGGAGAGAACGACUUAAAAUUCACCAGGAGUCUCGGUACGGAAAAUCACCGAGACAACGCCAGUCGAGAGAGGCUGGUGGUGGACGGCUCUACGAGUUCACAUAUGAAGAUUCGGAGCCAGAGCUUCAAUACGGAUACGACAACGAGCGGCAUCAGCUCCAUGAGCUCGAGUCCUUCCAGAGAGACGGUGGGUGUGGACAAUACGACGAUGGACACCGACUGCGGGAGUUUGAGCACCGUGGUGAGCACCAAGACGGUCAAAACAAGCCACUGUUCAACGCCCCAGUCGAACCACCUGCCCCUCUCCAAAUCCAACUCCGUAUCUCUGGUGCCGCCGGGUUCUUCUCACACCCUCCCCCGCAGGGCACAGUCCCUUAAAGCUCCCUCGGUCGCUACCAUUAAAAGCCUGGCGGAUUAUAACUUUAGUUAUACGAGUUCCAGGGAUGCCUUUGGCUACGCCACCCUGAAACGCCUACAGCAGCAGAGGAUGCAUCCCUCCCUGUCUCAUUCGGAAGCCCUGGCGUCCCCCGCGAAAGACGUCCUGUUCACGGACACCAUCACCAUGAAGACCGGCAGCCUCGACUCCAGACUCACACCCAGCAGGAUCGAUUUUAAAAAGAAGCAUGGCGGGGGGAUCAGGAGCUUAAGACCUACACUAACAAACAACCUUUUCAGGUUCAUGAAAGCUUUAAGUUAUGCCUCAUUAGAUAAAGAAGAUUUAUUAAGUCCAAUUAAUCAAAAUACACUGCAGCGCUCCUCUUCAGUUAGGUCCAUGGUAUCCAAUGCUACGUAUGGUAGCUCAGAUGAUUACAUUGGUCUUGCUCUCCCGGUGGACGUCAAUGAAAUAUUCCAGGUAAAGGAUACGCCUUAUUUUCAGAAGAAAACCAUGCCUCCUUGCGAAGAUCGUGCUGCAAAAGUAUUUGCACCUGAUGGAGGAGGUCUUCCCACCGGUGGUGGAGAGGUGAUCAAAAGCCCUUUUCAGAUGCUGCGACAACAGAUCAGCCUCACGGAAAUAAUGAACACAAGCCGUUCAGAUGCUUCUCAGUUUCUAGAAAACACAGAAGAUACGGGACUACAGGAGCAUACAGACGAUAACUGCCUCUAUUGUGUCUGUAUCCAGAUCCUGGGUUACCAGCACAAUAACCAGGCCAACUCGGCAUUUAGUCAUACAGACUUCCCAGACAUUCCGUAUUCCGAUUGGUGUGGGCAGACCAUCCACAAUCACUUAGAUGUGGUGUCUUCUAAGUUUUCUGGGAUUUCGGGCUGCAGUGAUGCGGUAUCCCAGGGUUCAGCUAGUAGCACCAAGAGCACAGAGCUGGUACUAGGAGUCAAAUCAAUCCCGGAUGAUACACCGGUGUGCCGUAUACUUCUACGAAAAGAGGUCUUACGAUUGGUCAUCAAUUUGAGUAGUUCAGUAGGAACGAAAGGUCAUGAAACUGGGCUUUUGACAAUUAAAGAGAAGUUUCCUCAGGCGUUCGAUGACAUCUGCCUUUACUCCGAGGUUUCCUAUCUGCUCUCUCACUGCACGUUUCGACUACCGUCUCGGAGGUUCAUUCAGGAAUUAUUUCAAGAUGUACAGUUUUUACAGAUGCAUGAAGAAGCAGAAGCUGUGUUAGCGAUACCACCAAAGCAACCUACAACUUAUACGUCAGCAGAAUCCUGACCUCAAGUUCCUGCAGUAAACGGACUUGCCACGAGCCUCAGGAUACUUCCGAUCGACUGGACAGCCAUGACAGGAGCAUCUUCUGCGGCCUGUUCAGCAGUCACUGGUACACGAGCGACGUAUUGCGGACUUCCUCUCCCCUCCCUGCCGCGCUCCGGCUCCUCCUCCCCCAGAGCCCCCAUCAACAGAAACGAUGUCUCCCGCCUCUCACUCUUGGGAGCCCUCUGGGGAGUCAUUCAUUUUUCAUGACCACGGUUUCCUUCAUCCUAUCUACCAACGUAUGCAAGAGCCAAGCACUGAAUCCCCGAAGAGGUUUCCUUUUCUUUCCCUGCAGUUUAAGAGCAAAGUGAAAGCCGGACAUUCUAGGAGAAUACGUAGCCACACCCGCCCUUCGACCAGUCGCUUCUGAAUUGGUUUGAGGGUAAACAGAAAGAUGGCACCCCGUCGGCUGAUCCCAGCGACCCGAACCCACGUUCCCGUUGCCAGCGACGGGAUGUACUGGAAUGGCUCGUCGUCGGGGUCGACGUGGGCCCUUCCCCGUUUUUCUUAAUGUAUGCAACACUACUUGAGAGGUUCGUAACCUCAAACUGAAGAAGAGUCUCGUGACCUGGACUUUAUUAUCCUAAGUUAUUUUUUUUAUUAUUAUUAUUAUUACUACAGUGGCAAGAGAGUUCUUUUUUUAUUUUUUUUCUGAACUAAUUAAGGUUUUUCACUACAGUUUCUGACACAAAAUCAGCUCAUUAUUUUAGUUCCACUGAAAUUGGAUCAUUUGCCCUAAGCGGCAGGGUCCUGUCGUCUUUUUGAUACCUAACCGUUUCUCAUCGCACCCUCGUGCGUUCUUGAACGGGAAUUGGAACGGCACUAUACGUGGCGAAUCUAGACUGAAUGCAUGAGAAAGCUUUCUGCUUCUUGGGAAGAGAAGAAAGCAUUUGCCAAUCACAUCCACAUUCCACAGGAAUAGUUUAGCUCUCUGUUUCCGUAAAUAUCGCUUUUAAUUCCGAGAGGUAAUCGGUGAGACUUACUAUUAGGGGACAAAUUGUAGUGAAAAGCCUUAAGUACCAAAUUUGGAAACAGCAGUACUUUAAUUUUUAUACCAGUGUUCUUUGUGAGAUUAUUUGCACAAAUUAAAUGCAGUGACAGAUGA